AUGACCAUCUGCGAGACCAGCAACGAUACGCUCACAGCCUCGUGCUGUACCGGCACCGGAUCACUUUGGGCCAUCAACCAGACUGCGUACUGCACAACCAACAAUCAAGGUGCCUUCGAGACUUGCCUGAUUGAUCAGACCAGAAAUCGCCCUCCGGCCGCGUACUGCUCCCCAGUCAAGCCAAGCAAUGGAAGCGCCAAGAGCAGUGCCGUCAAGUGGUAUAUGGUCGCGUUGUUCUUCCUCCUUGCCGUAGCAGGUGCCACUACUGCACAAGAUGUGGCUGACAGCCCUUCGGACAUCUACGCCCUCAUCAAUUCCAUCUGUGACAUCACUGAUAAGCAGGGACUGGCAUCCGGCUGUGGCCUCCGCCACGUCGAACGACUGCACAAGCGAGGAGACGUGGUGCAGAUCAUCGAAAGAGGCACCGUUGACCAAGACGCCUUUGAUAACCUAGAUCACUGGGCGGAAGUAUUCGGCAAGAAAUUCGAGCCUUACGACGACGACGACAACAUCCGCGUAACCUUCGCUAACACCAUGUAUUUGGUGACCAAUCACACGGCGGACGCCAACGCUCGACGCAGCGUGGUUAGACGAGACGGUGAAGCAAAAACGUUGAUUGAUACAUCUCACGAUCGGGUCGAGACAGGUACUCGCAGCAUACCAUACGAUUUCGGCGUCAGCUCUGGCGAUGACUGCAACCAACUCUACUGUUCGGGUCAAGGCAAUGGAGGCCUCACAGGCACCACAGACAUGGGCAGACUCGUUCAGAUCAGCUACAAGAACCAGUACGUGUGCCAAAGCCGUCGAGCCACCGCACGAAUCCAGAUAUUAGGUGAGGUCGUGGAUAGCAUCUCUCUAGUCCACGUGAAGGAGACUAUGAAGGCCCUCUUGGAGCGCGAACAGACUGGAGAGAUCAGAGACGUCUGCUACGACAAUGCGCGCUGGAAAUCCACCGUUUGGAAGACGGUUCCUAGCGCAAAUGUCAGGCACAUACUCCCCUCGGGACAGGAGAGUAAUAUGCUAGUCACCGUCGACCUGCAGUUCGAGCGAAACAACGAGUUCAGCUUUAUAUGCAGUACGCUACUCUCGUUCCUUGGCGAACUUCCAGGCGGUGGAGCUAUGGGUCAGGGCAUUUCGGCGCUUGUCGGAUGCAACAAUUGA
Molecule: messenger RNA, 1161 nt
Organism: Kalmanozyma brasiliensis GHG001
Lineage: Eukaryota; Fungi; Basidiomycota; Ustilaginomycetes; Ustilaginales
Exons: 1
Coding region: 1-1161 (386 amino acids)
Source: RefSeq, a predicted model, not a curated record